GGAGGACACAGAGGGACCAGAAAGAAAGUGCAGCCGCCGGCCAGCAGCAGGAAGUUGGACACUAACAGCGAACAUAAUCGGUAUUUUCCUCAAUUAUGAACUAUAUCUUUUUUUUAACAGCACAUGAGUUGUGGUAUGCAGCCACUGCGGAAAUGGGAUGACAUCUUGUUGUGGCUCGGACUCAGUCACAUGGUGUGUUUGGAUGGUCAGUGUGUUAAAGCCACAUCAGAGUGUGUGUAGCCUGCAGACGCGUUAACCAGGCAUCUGCUGCUGUCAGUGUGUGACUAUCCCCAUCUGAGCAUGCCUCACAAGAGCAAAAAAGAAAAGGAAACUAAACCUGGAAAAUCUAAAAGAUCUGGAGGUAAAAAUGGGCCUGCAGAUGACCAAGAUGGCUCCAAUAAGAAAGUGCCUCCCGCCACUCAGGUGAUGAGGGUGAAGCAGCCGGGGUCACACUCGGCCAUGAAGAGGGAGAAGAGGUUCAGCACUUCCUCUUUCCCCCUCAGUGAAAACAGAGAGCUACAGAAACUACCUGCACUGGCAGGUAUGCCUCCCUCAAUAUACAGUAUCUCUAUUAGAAGCUAUAGCUCUUUUCUUCAAAUGCAACUCCACUACAUUUUCCUUCUCUGUAGUAACUCAUAUACCCGUGUUGUAGUACUCAAGACCGGUUUUGGUCUCGAGACCACUUUUUGA
Molecule: messenger RNA, 690 nt
Organism: Sebastes umbrosus (honeycomb rockfish)
Lineage: Eukaryota; Metazoa; Chordata; Actinopteri; Perciformes; Sebastidae
Product: serine/threonine-protein phosphatase 2A 56 kDa regulatory subunit delta isoform-like
Exons: 3
Coding region: 301-690 (129 amino acids)
Source: RefSeq, a predicted model, not a curated record